Corythoichthys intestinalis (scribbled pipefish) is the source of this 4440-nucleotide messenger RNA. It is a transcript of the gene itgb8, whose product is annotated as integrin, beta 8. The record is from RefSeq and is a predicted model, not a curated record. Gene Ontology annotation, molecular function: integrin binding. Bases 904 to 2853 code for a protein of 649 amino acids. The transcript is spliced from 15 exons. NCBI's taxonomy places the organism in Eukaryota, Metazoa, Chordata, Actinopteri, Syngnathiformes, Syngnathidae. Gene Ontology annotation, cellular component: cell surface; focal adhesion; integrin complex. Gene Ontology annotation, biological process: cell adhesion mediated by integrin; cell migration; integrin-mediated signaling pathway.
AAAAAGGGGAAAAAAACUGUAAAUAUUCUCUGAUCUUUGUAGUCCCCAAUGAAAGCAAAUGAUUAACCUUAUAAUGAAUAAAUUUAUAUUUGCAAAUAUCUGCUUUUUUGUGGGUAAAAUACUAAUAGUUACAUAGUACUAAAUAAAAUAGUCCAACUUUUCUCUGGGCAAUAAAAUGUAAAAUCCAGAGUAAUAUAACAGUAAAUAGCAUGAUUUAUAUAUAAGCCGUUUACUCAACUCAUCUCAAAUAUAAUCGGUGAUUAAUCAACUCUUAAAAUAAUCAUUUGCGGCAGCCCUACUUCCAAGUUGGUCUCUGACAUUCCUCGCAUGACUCGCCUGUACGCUUUUACACCAUCCACACAUGUGAACAUGAUGUUUAAAGCUCGCCCAGUGUGGAUAAGCGAAUGUUUCCAUUCCAUUUCUAUUCUUUCUCACAUAGCAGCAGCAGUGGCAAUGCCACAUUUGACCCAUAUGUUUAGUCUAGUCAUGGCUUCCACGGCGUGUUUCUGCUUGGGAGUUCCUUCUCAUAAAGCCUUUUUAGCCCAGCCUUGAAGAAGUGAAAAAAAGCGCCAGACAGAAGCUUGUUUGGGAACAAACACAACAACACGCAGACUAGACAGUCGGCACAAGCAUCUUUACAAGCUUCAGGAUUUUUUGGAUGGAGCUGGCGCUGGACACCGCUGUGACCUCCAAACGAACCUGCUCAGAAGAGGCUGUGGACCUGAAUUUACUGAAUCAGGUGUUAAAGUGGAAGUCGACGCCACUGUCAGUAGCACACAAGUGAACCCAAGAGACAUUAGCGUCACGCUAACGCCAGGUUCUGAGGCUAGCUUCGUCGUCGCUGUAAAGCAGCUACCGCGCUACCCAGUGGAUCUUUACUACCUGGUGGACGUUUCCGCAUCCAUGCAGGAAAAUCUCGAUCAUCUCAAGACGGUGGGCGUAGCUUUGUCACUGCGGAUGGCGGAGCAUGCUUCGGAUCUGUGGCUCGGUUUUGGUUCCUUUGUAGACAAGCCGGUAUCGCCUUACAUCAACGUGCAUCCUACAAAGAUCAACAACCCAUGCAGUGACUACGAGAUCCGCUGCCGACCCGCCCACGGCUUCCACCAUGUUUUGAGCCUGACUGGAAACAUGAGCGAGUUCACACGCGUGAUCAAACGCCAGCGAAUUUCGGGGAACAUGGAUACGCCUGAGGGAGGCUUGGAUGCAAUGCUGCAGGCAACUGUGUGCCAGAGAGCCGUGGGUUGGCGUCCCGAGGCAAAACGUCUGUUGCUCCUGAUGACCGACCAACCUUCUCACCUCGCCCUGGACAGCCGACUGGCGGGAAUUGUGGUACCUCACGACGGCUUGUGCCACCUGGAAAACAAUGUCUACACUGGGAGCACCAGGAUGGAUCAUCCAAGUCUGGGGCAGUUGUCUGACAAGCUGCUGGAAAACCAUAUUUACUCCAUUUUUGCUGUGGAGAAACAGCAGUACAAGUGGUACGAGGAGUUAGUCCGCUUACUACCCGGCUCCUACCUUGGGAAAAUUGAGUUCUUCCAGUCUCCAAACCUCAUUGAUCUCGUAGUGGACUCGUAUAAGAGCUUGCUGACAGAUGUGACAUUGUCAGUGUCGGUGGAUGACGAGGCGUUCGGCAGGUACUGGACGUCUGUGUCACCCGUGUGUCCUGAAGGCACCACCGCGAAAGAACGGAGCUGCUCGGGGGUUCAGCCAAACCAGACGGUCUACUUCAACAUCACCGUCGGCCUACGUUCCUGUCCCGACAAUGGAUCGGAUGAAGACAUCCGAGUGAUGGUUCGCCCGGUGGGCUACAAUGAAUCUACUACUGUGAGGAUCCACGCAAAAUGUCAGUGCGGUUGCGAAUCAACGGGACGCUGCGGCGAGACUCUGCGGUCACCAUGCGAGGGGACGAUGGACACUAACGGUCAUGACCAAAGGUCACUUCAGGGACUUGUUAAUGAAUCAGACUGGAACUGUCGAGCGGAAGGCUCGGACGUGGAUUGUAGCGGUCGAGGAGUGUGCGAAUGUGGGAGGUGUGUGUGCGAGCGUGGUAGACUUGGCAGCGUCUACGGGAAAUACUGCGAGAACGAUGACUUCUCCUGUUCUUAUGAAGGUGGACUACUGUGUGGGGGACAUGGCGUGUGCGUCUUAGGUGAAUGCGUAUGUGAUGACAACUGGACAGGCGAUAGCUGCAGUUGUCCCAUCUCCACAGCGACCUGUCAAUCACCUGACGGUUUGCUGUGCAGCGGGCGAGGCGUAUGCGAGUGCGGCCGGUGCGUGUGUCACGAUCACAAAUACUCCGGAGACUUCUGUGAGCGAUGUCCUGCUUGUCAAAGCUCCUGCGUAUCAAACUGGAAGUGUGUGGAUUGUCAUAUGUCACACGGGUUAAAACAACAAGAGGCGGGACACUGCAACCGAACUUGUGAUACGGAUGUUUUUUACAACAGUGAUGUGAAAUCAGGGGGAAAGCACAUUCAAUGCAUGUACAUUGGUAGUGACAACUGCCGCUAUUGGUUUCAAAUGAGCUCCCAAUCUGGACGGAAUAAGCUUCACAUCAGCACACAAGCAGAGUGUGCCAGUAGAGGCCGAGCGGUUGGGACCUUCCUAAGUGUAUGUGCACUGACGGUUCUGUGCGGGUUGGUAGUGGUGGCAGUGUCCAGGCUGCUUUUGCAGAAAAGAGGCUGGUCGCCAGGGGACGCCAUCAAAGAUGGGGAAUACAACUGCACCAGGAAGGAAUUAUCCUACAUUCCCACAAGCAAUGAGAAGACAGUAACUUACAGGAGAGAACGCCCUCCCGACCAUUCAGUGGAGAUGACCGUUCACGUCAAGAUGCCGCUUGGCGAACCCUGGCAAUGAUACAGGGAAAGGACAAUGAGUUGGACUCGAUUUUUCUUUACUGUGGAUGGGAAAAUCCGGAUUGUUGUAAGAAAUUGAAAAACAUAUUUUAAAGACUUUGGGACUGAGAUGGCCAGUACAGUAUUGAGGUUCUGGGUCUGGAGUAGUUGCACUGAUUCAAGUCAUCUACCAAGUCAGUACCACUCUAAUUUAUGUGCACGUGUAUUUCUAUUCAUAUUUUAUCCAAAUUGUCUCAGACUGCCCUCUUCUGGCCAAUUUGAGGUACGCCUUUUCAAUUUCACCAUCAAUGCUGUGCUAUAUGACUUGUGGGUUAAUUUAUGAUUUCUGUUUAGUGUUAAGUCGUUUUUCAUUGAUUCGUUUGUCAUUUUUAGAAGUUUCUUCAUUUGUGUCAACUGAUCAACUGACAUUGCAUUCCAGGCUUUUUUUUUUUGUUUAGACUUGCACUUGUUUUGUAUUAUACUACUGAGUGACGGUGAUAGACGUCAAAUUUAUUCAUCAUGAACUGAUUAGUUUGCAGUGCUAUCGUCGAUGAAUUGUCGAUUCAUGAUUAUGUUUCAGUGCCGUUGACGGCGAUCGGCGUCCAAUCCAUUUUGAUUUGGAGAGACUGGCACCAAAUGAUCGCUGCCAGCCCUCCCAGGCAAAAUGGAUAUUAGGGCAUUAGGUUUGCGGGAACAAAUCCACUGGACUAACAAUCAAAAUGUAACAUUUCUGGGAAGAAGCAUGAACACGUGACCUCUAAUGAGAAGGAAGCUUGCUGUAGCCAACUGAACUGGACUGAUGACGUUCUACUUUUGAUUUCUCGGUACAUGUCCAAGCUAAACUCUAAAGGUACCGAGCUCCAAAAUGAGAGAUUAGUCUUCCACUUUCUCCUCAUGCACUAGUCCUUUUGAAUUUGAGGCGAUGUUUACAGCAAUAGCUGCUUUAUUUGUUUUUGCGAAGCCAGAACAGUACUAUUUAUUGUCAUGUGUUUUCUUAUGACUUGAUAUGUUAGUUGUAAUAUUCUACAAUGAGUCUACUUGAGUUGUAAUGUCGGUUUCUGUCUCCUCGCCCUAAAAAUCAGCAAUAAGUGAAUCAUCUCAUUUGGAGUAACAACAGCACUUGUGUGGAGUUUUGGUAUCCGCUGUGAUUUGUUGCGUAGCUUGUUAUAAUAUCUCAAUAAAAGAGCGAGCGUUUUCAAAGAGCGAGGCCAAUUAUGAUUUUUGUUACUGAAAAUGUCAAUACUGUACACGUUUGUCAUGAACACUUGGUGGGGAUGUAAACAAAAUUCAAGAAAAGCAUGAAACUUGGGGAAAUUUUUGAUUUUGGCUAUCACUGUCUAAAAGUAAUUCAACUAAAAAAAAUGUCUUUGCUUCACUGAAGUAUGCAGAGAAUACUCAGACAAGUGUGAUUUGACAGUUUGGAAUGUUGUUCAAGUUUAAGAUGGAAUUCACGGUUACAAAAGAGCUGUUGGACGUUUGCCACCAGACAUGAACAAAAUAAUGAGGAAAAAUUAACCUGAAGUACAGUUAACGUGUGCAUUUAUUAAUCUGACUAAAUCAUUCCUUUUUCUAGGAACAAUAAAUGGUAAUUUUCUGUUGUGGAGACAAA